Molecule: messenger RNA, 2175 nt
Organism: Melospiza georgiana
Lineage: Eukaryota; Metazoa; Chordata; Aves; Passeriformes; Passerellidae
Gene: NOX5
Product: NADPH oxidase 5
Exons: 15
Coding region: 1-2175 (724 amino acids)
Biological process (GO): defense response; superoxide anion generation
Cellular component (GO): NADPH oxidase complex; plasma membrane
Molecular function (GO): superoxide-generating NAD(P)H oxidase activity; calcium ion binding
Source: RefSeq, a predicted model, not a curated record
AUGGGAACGGCGGCGGACGCGGAGUGGCUGCGCUGGGUGAGCAAGAAAUUUGGGAAUGUCGCUGGGAAGGAGAAGGAAAUCAGCCUGGAAGAGUUCAAAUCCGCCCUGCAGGUCAAGGAGUCCUUCUUUGCUGAGAGGUUUUUUGCGCUCUUCGACUCCGACGGAAGCGGCUCCCUGAGCCGGGAGGAGCUGCUGGGAUCCCUGCGCCGGCUGCUCUGCGGGAAUUCCACCGAAAAGCUCAGAUUCCUCUUCCAGGUGUACGAUGUGGAUGGGAGCGGCUCCAUCGAUGCCGAGGAGCUGCGGGUGGUGCUCCGGGGGUGUCUCCGGGAGAGCUCCCUGGCCCUUCCCGAGGAGCGGCUCGGGGCACUGAGCCAGGCCCUGCUCCAGGCCCUGGACCGGGACCACAGCGGCUCCAUCACCUUCCCGGAGCUCCGGGAGCAGCUGGAAGCAUUCCCGGAACUCCUGGAGAACCUGAGCAUCAGUGCUGCCAGCUGGCUGAAGCCCCCCAGUCCCACCCGCGGGGAUCGGCGGCCCGGGAUGUGCCGCUGUUCCCGGGAACCCCACGAUGAUCAGCGGGCCCGGCUGUGCUGCCUGGGGGCCUGGGUCGCCGCCACGGCGCUCCUGCUCGCCCUGGGGGCUCUGUGGCACCGGGAGCGCGGCCCGGCCCUGGCGCUGGCCCGGGGCUGCGGGCAGAGCCUCAACCUCAACUGCGCCCUGCUGGCCGCGCUGAUGCUGCGGCGCUCUCUGACCUGGCUGCGCUCCACGCCGCUGGCGGAGCUGUUCCCGCUGGAGCUGCACGUGCGGGGCCACGAGCGCGUGGGACACCUGGUGCUGGCCCUGGGGACCGCGCACGCGGGGGCACACCUGGCACAGGCCGGGCUGGCACGGCGGGACUGGCUGGUGGCCCUGGGCGAGUACGUGCGGCGGGCGCGGCCGGGCGCCGGUGGCGUUGGUGGCGUUGGUGGCACUGCCCCGCAGAGCGGGCUGGCGCUGCUGGCGCUGCUCCUGGCCAUGCUCGCCUGCUCCAGCCCCUGCGUGCGCCGCGGCGGCCACUUCGAGGUGUUUUACUGGAGCCACCUCUCCUACAUCCCCGUGUGGCUCCUGCUGCUCCUGCAUGGUCCCCACUUCUGGAAGUGGUUCCUGAUUCCCGGCUCCCUCUUUGUGCUGGAGAAGGUUCUGGGCUGGGCGUGGCGCCGGGCAGGGGAUCUGCACAUCCUGGAGGCCAAACUGCUGCCCUCCAAGGUGACCCACCUGGUGAUCCAGAGGCCGAAAUCCUUCCGCUUCCAGCCGGGGGAUUACGUGUACCUGAACGUGCCGGCCAUCGCCGCCUACGAGUGGCACCCCUUCUCCAUCAGCAGCGCCCCGGAGCAGCCAGAAACCCUCUGGCUGCACAUCCGGGCGCGGGGCCAAUGGACCACCAAGCUCUACGAGUACUUCCAGCAGCUGGAAUUGCACGGCCUGGAGCCAAAUCCACCCGGGAAGAGCCGCAGGGAGCGGAGGAGCCGGCACUGGGAACAGCCCCUGGAAGUGCUGGAUCUGCCCCUGGAAGUGCUGGGUCUGUGCCAGUGCUUCCUGGACGGUCCCUACGGAACGCCGAGCCGGCGGAUCUUCACCUCGGAGCACGCCGUUCUCAUCGGGGCCGGCAUCGGGAUCACCCCCUGCGCCUCCAUCCUGCAGAGCAUCAUGAUCCGGUACCGGCGGCGGAAGCAGAGCUGCCCCAGCUGCCGUUUCUCCUGGAGUGAGGAACGGCGGGAUGAGGAGAUGACACUCCGGAAGGUGGAUUUCAUCUGGAUCACGCGGGAGCAGCAGCACCUGCAGUGGUUCCUGGGCCUCCUGGCCAAGCUGGAGGCGGAGCAGGCGGAGCUGGAGCCGGGAGGGAGGUUCCUGGAGCUGCACCUGUACAUGACCUCGGCGCUGGGCAGGGGCGAUGUGAAGGCGCUGGGGCUGCAGCUGGCCCUGGACCUGCUGGCGGCGCGGGAGCAGCGCGACUCCAUCUCCGGGCUGCGCUGCCGCACCCAGCCCGGCCGCCCCGACUGGGACCAGGUGUUCGCGCGGGUGGCGGCGGAGCGGCGCGGGGCGGUGGCGGUGUUCCUGUGCGGCUCCGCGGGGCUGGCCCGGGCCAUCCGCGGGCACUGCCGCCGCUUCGGCUUCCGCUUCCACCGGGAGAACUUCUGA